This is a messenger RNA of Verticillium dahliae VdLs.17, 2157 nucleotides long. RefSeq lists its product as uncharacterized. Lineage: Eukaryota; Fungi; Ascomycota; Sordariomycetes; Glomerellales; Plectosphaerellaceae. The record is from RefSeq and is a predicted model, not a curated record. The transcript is spliced from 2 exons. Bases 1 to 2157 code for a protein of 718 amino acids.
AUGGAUCACCUACCAGUGCCGAGCGACCGUUGCCUUGUGGACCACAUCAGAAUACCAUACUUGGCAACCGACAAAUAUGAUGCUCCUUUCAGCAGCUAUCCGCACAGAAGCGGGUGGAAUCUCAAACUAGGGAGUGAGUUGGCGAGAGAGAUAGCCUUUGCUCCCGAAUCUCAAGCAGCCAGAUACAUCGGAUCCCUCGCCCAAACCUGGCUCUACUUCGGCCUACUAGCCCAGUUCCUGGGUGAGCCCGUCAAUCAAGAGACAUUUCGGCUUAUGGAUAAUGUCGAAGAUGGACCUGCUCGUCUAUGCACACAACCGUUGGAGCAACUGGUGUGUGCUCGAACGCAGACACUCCUAGACCAUUUCAAUGUCAACGGUAGUCGUGAGAUCGAGUCUUUUCGUGACGAAUUUCAAGACGUUCUGAUAAUGGUCCGACAUCAGACCUUGUUACUUCUUCCAAAAGAGGCCGACCAGGACAGUGCAGUCGCCAUGACAUGUUUGGCCAUAGCUGCGUUGGCCGACUACCUUUCCACCGCGCUUCUCGGUCUCUGUCAACGAACAGGAUUGGACUCUCCCGUCACGCAGGUCUGGAGGUUGUUGAACACUGGGUUCCAGUUCGAUUGCGGCCUACCGCUAUUGCAGCUGAUGUCGGAACAAGGGUGGUGUCCGUCCAUCCUAACAGACGUUUCCUACGAUCCACAAGUGGACACAGUCUCGGUCCUGUGGUAUAUCGGAAACUUGCUUCCACCAAACAAUGACAUACCGCACGCGGUAUGCACUCCAAUAGCGUGCGCUCUACAUCACGUUGACGAGACACAAUACGCCCAGGUUCACGCCUUCGAGGAUUGCCGCUGUGAUGCUGUGGGCCCAGGACUUUCGGAACUGGAAACAAUCAUACGUAACGGGAAGAUUCCUGUUAUGAAGCUCGAAGGCAAUAUGCUGAGUGUUCGAGAGGCUGAGACUGGAUCUGCCUUUGUAGCGAUAUCACACGUCUGGGCUGACGGCAUGGGAAACCCUGCAGCCAACACUCUUCCUCUUUGCCGCAUACUCGAGAUCCAAAGGCUCGUCAACGAACUGCCGAAAAGGAAUAGAGACAAUCAAGACAACACGCCGUUCUGGAUUGACACCUUAUGUGUGCCGCGCGGGCCUAGAGAUCUACGAAGAAUUGCCCUGGGCCAGCUGCGGAAGCCCUACGAGCAAGCGGCUGACGUCCUCGUCCUUGACUCGUACUUGAGACGGCAAAUCUCAGAAGGACGUACUACGUCUGAGCUGCUUGCAGUGAUUGCUUUAUGCCCGUGGUCCCAUCGGCUUUGGACUUUCCAAGAGGGCCGUAUCCCUCGCCAGCCGGCCUACGUUUGGUUUUCUUUCCAAGACGCAGUCAUAGAUCUAUCCUCCAGGUUAAGAACACCCGAGCCCAAUUUUCCUACGCGGGCUGCCCGAACUGUAUCCCUUAGGCUUUUGUUGGGCCACCAGCAGACACGAGCCAGUGCUGGUUUGCUACCUGACGAGCACCUCCACCACCCGUCUGUCCUCCGACAAGUGCUAGCUGGACGAAGAACAUCCAGAUCCGAAGAUGAGGCGCUGUGCAUUAGCUCGCUUCUCAAUCUUGCUCCAGAUGUGGCCGACAAGAUCAUCUGUUCAGCUGGGGAGGCGCGCAUGGCCGCAAUAUGGGACCACCUGCCCACCAUACCUGUUGGGAUCGCCUUCUCCAAGUCGACGAAGAAACUGAACAUUUCCGGGUUUCGAUGGGCGCCGUCGACAUUCAUGGGCGACUCGGACACAAGUCUUAAGCAUUGGGAGGGGCCCAACGGCACCUGGGCAGCGCCACCCGCGCAAGCAACGCCAACGGGUCUCGCGAUACACAGGCCGGCAAUGCUUCUCGACGAUUUCUGCUCAGGAGCCUUAUCGGAAGGAGACCACGAGCUGAGUUCUGAUCUGGUCAUGAGACGUCAGAUAGGAGACGCUGUGGUAGAUUUCCUAGGAGAUCAUCCGAGUGUUCUCGAUCUCAUGAAAGGCAUCAAUGUGCACGGGCAGUGGGGGGAGGAUGACGACCUCGCCAUACGCGACUGCAUUGGCCUUGUGGAAGCCUUUGUCGAAUACGGUGAUUUCCUCGCGGUAAAUACGACUCAGACAGACAGGAUCUGGUGCCUUGGUUGA